This is a messenger RNA of Colletotrichum chrysophilum, 3519 nucleotides long. RefSeq lists its product as uncharacterized. The coding region runs from base 1 to 3519 and encodes 1172 amino acids. The record is from RefSeq and is a predicted model, not a curated record. NCBI's taxonomy places the organism in Eukaryota, Fungi, Ascomycota, Sordariomycetes, Glomerellales, Glomerellaceae. The transcript has 4 exons.
AUGCAAUGCCAGGACACCGAGCAAUAUUCACCUGCCAGCUCGGCGUCAAGUCUCAGAACGGUCAAAUUCGACGACUCAGAUUCUUACAACAGCGCCGCACCAAGCCCGAAGACAGUCAACGUCUACGAUGAAGACUGGUACAUACGGAAUACCCGCGAGCACCCCGACCCCGAGGUCGUGGAGGCGAACAUCGGGAAUGCGAAGCGAGGCAAGGACGAGAGCGCACUGUACAUCGCCCGCCAGAAGAAUGGCCGUCCACACGCCGUCCUCGCGGGCGUGAGCAUGCCCAAACCUCCGCCCAAGGGGGCAUACGCAGGUCGCUGGAAUUACAUCGAGUUCGUCCCGGAAUGGAACGACCCGUUGUGGGUAGACCCCCAGCUCGAGAUCGAUGAGGAGGACCCCAACAAGCGCAUUGUUCGUCCUAAGGACCUGCUGCGGUACCUGCGUCCCGCGCAGCGCCCCGAAGAUCAGAUCCGGAAGCCCACGGCUAUGGCGUUGCGGUUCGGCAUAUUCCCCAUGCGUCAGGACGGCCGGUCUAGGAUGACGCCGACGAGAAGCACAUUUCGACAGUUUGCUGUCAAUGGCACCGCUAACAAGAUCUGUGGCGCGGACGUUGCCAGGGAGGCUGAGGAGCUCGCCAAGAAUUGGGGCGAUGACAGCGUCGAAGCGCUUUUGCAAAGAUACGCAAGUCUGGAUCCCAGCGGCAAAGGCAGACUUUCGGAACAGAGUGCCUUCGUCCUCAAUGCCAUGACGAGCAUGCAAGAGGAUGAGGACUGGCAAAGGAUUCUCUUUCUGGGAGCUACUACCAACGAAAGCGAUGAUUAUGUAUGGGAAUGUCUUCAGCCCGCCUUGGUACUGGCGUCUCGAAUGCUGUUCUACCUCGAAGGACACGAUCCGUUUUGGAAAGCGCUUUGCGAUGUCUGGAACAGAAUGCCUGUUCCAGAAUCACGCGACGAUCGGCCGCAAGAUCAGAGAGAUCGGUGGCCGAUGUUUACUUUCUCCAAGAACCCUGACCCCCUGCCCCCCGGCGGCCAGCCCUUCAUCCCGCCAGAGUACUACCAGCUCCUGGAUCCCAUCGAAACCACCGCGAACGUCCUCAACGACUGGCUGGUGUUGAACAUCACAAGCACAUUCCACACGGAGAACGAAGCAGAAGGGCAGCCCCUGAACGGCAUCACGUUUGCCGAAGACGAUGGGACGAUUCGUACGUGUCUCGGAGCCGAUGACAUUUAUCCGCUGCUUGUGCAGGGGUACACUACGGAUGAACGACUUGUGUUUUCCUUUCGUGUUGCGACUACCUUGAUUCAUGAGGUGGCGCACGCUGUCACCUACGCCCACAGGAACUGGAUGCACUCGCCCGGGCCCUCCACCCUGCCGAUUAUAUCUGGCCAUCCUGCCGUAGAAAAUUCGAUUGCCUCCAUAGGAAAACUUCUUUUCGCUCAUCAAAGAACCCCGGAGCCGUUCUUUGAGCAAGAGCAGAGAUGCGAAGUGGGCUUCUCGUUGGAGAAUCACCUCUAUGGAGGUACUGCCUGGCCUUUGAUCGGCCGGAGUUCACAUGUCCACCCCAAACAUCUGUACCCUACAGCCUGCGGCCUCACUUUGUACCGCUGGCCGCGGGCGUUGCACCAAGACCCUCCCGGCGACGACGAAACCCGCAAAGACCCCAGCGACGCGAUCCUCAAAACCCCGAUUCUCGUCUCGAACCAGUACGCGACAUUCAUAUCAGUAGCCCAGGUACUCCGCUUCUUCACCGAAGAGUGGUGGACCACCGAGAUCCCGCGCUUUGGAUCUGCCGCGAUGCGCCUCAACACAGAUAUGCCCACCAGGAUCCUUCCGCCCCCUGACCGGACGAUGCCAACCUUCGAAGACGCAGACCUCCUGCCGAAGCAGUGGGAUUUGUGGAACGAAUGGCCUGAUGACCUGCUGAAGACGAAUCCUUUGGUGUACGAGUUCCUGAUGUCCCUGACCCAGGAGCAUCUGAACCUGGCAUGCGCGAAGGCCAAGUGGCAGGUGGACUACCUCAGCUGGAAAGAGAGACAGUGGUUGCUCCUCAACACGGGCGCGCAGGCUACCAUCAUUGUUAUCGAGGCUGUGAUCGGGGCGACUUACCGACGGAACCUCGUGAAUAUGACGCAUCAGGAGCUCCAGAAAUGGAAGGACGAGGCGCUGUUGGGGUACCAGAACUUGUUGGCCCGGUUCACCAAAAGCAUGCAAGGUCGCAAGCUGAAAUUGCCGGCGCCGUCACUGAAUCUCGUCAACGCAGACACAUUCUGGGACAACAUCGGCACCGUGGCGCAGGGGGCCGGCCGGAGACUCGCCGAGCUUUUACGGACGUAUUACGGAGAGCUUCAGUACGAAAUCCACACAAUCAUGGGCUUGUACCUGGACAUCUUCAACCUCGGCGACGAGGAUCGGAUCAGGUUCACGGUACAGCCGGUGAUACGGACUCUGAAAGCUCGAGCCCAAACACUGGCCGGUCUUCACGAGGAGAUCAUCACCCUGGUCAACCAGCCGCAAGCCACGCGAAUGUACCCGGGUAUCGCGGAGGAGUUCAGGCCCAUGUUCGAACGGGGAUUCGAGACGACCAAGUACUUGUUCGGGUGGUCUGGGGAGAUCACGCGGAUCAAGCUGGAGAACUGGGCCCUCCUGCUCCCGCUCAUUCCCAACAUCCAUAUUGCGCACCGUCCGUCUUCGGCGCGGUUAUUCACCUUUGCGCGGAGGGAGAUUGAGCUGUUGCCGGCGAAGGAGUUUGAGGCGGUGCAGAACUAUGUGUGCACGAUUCAGAAUGCGACCAGCCACACGAAAGAGGCGAUCAACACCAUCAAUGCGGAUAGUUUGAAGCGGGACGUCGAUUACAUGCUGCGCGGUGCGGUGAGCAGGAUCAAGGACAUCUUUGGCGGUGUUCUGCACGAGGCCUCGGACGAGGCGCUGGACUCUAAGGUGCCUGACGUGGGCGAGAGGCCGAUCAAGAGGGUGAAGUACAACCCGCCUAGUCUUGAGAAACCGAUGCUGGUCAAGGCUUCGACGGCUGCAGCUGCGAGAAAGUCUGGCUUCACGAUACACGACUCGAAGAAGGCACAGUCCGGGAGGAGACGCGCAAGUGUGAUGCCGCAAAAUCAUCCCAGCACAAUCUCCGACAACCACCAGGCGCAAGGAAAGCCGGCAGUUUUCGGUGUUUCGACCAUUGACUCCCAUACCCCCAAGCUGCCCACCACGGACAUAUUUGCCAUCAAAACCGCAGGCUUCGCGCCCAUGGCCGGCAUCGAGCAUACCGGCUCCAGCACGCUCGCACCAUCGCACCCCGUGUCGGUCAACUUGUUCGCUGCGCCGUAUGCGCUUACGGGCACGCUGACUGGGGACUUGGUGCGCGAGGCGGAGAUGAUGGAGGAGCGCAGGCAUUCACUGUUUACGAAUAACCAUGCGGGAGAAUAUCGUGAUCCGAAGGGCAAUGGGCUGGAGUCGCCUGAGACGCCCAAGUUUGUGAGCAGAUUCCCCAAUCCGAAUGAUGGGACGCCCUGA